Saccostrea echinata is the source of this 1967-nucleotide messenger RNA. RefSeq lists its product as uncharacterized. Gene Ontology annotation, cellular component: protein-containing complex; plasma membrane. Bases 45 to 1670 code for a protein of 541 amino acids. Gene Ontology annotation, molecular function: calcium ion binding. The transcript is spliced from 5 exons. The record is from RefSeq and is a predicted model, not a curated record. NCBI's taxonomy places the organism in Eukaryota, Metazoa, Mollusca, Bivalvia, Ostreida, Ostreidae. Gene Ontology annotation, biological process: establishment or maintenance of epithelial cell apical/basal polarity; heterophilic cell-cell adhesion.
UACAGGUUGAAAAUAACAAACUGUUGUUAACAGGACCUAUCCCAAUGGAAAUUCUAAAGAAAGUCCCUCCUAUCAUAAAAAUAUCAUUAAUAGCUACAGACAAUGGUCAGCCAACCCUGUCGGUCAAUUAUUCUUUUUCUCUUCCAAUUACGAAUGUCCAAAUAUUUGCUGCAGAACUGCCAUCAGUUUCAUUGGAUAAUCAGAAAUUGUGGGAAGACUCUGAAAUAGGGUUUGUGAUUGGGAGGUUAUUCAGUAUAAACCAGACCAUUGAUGAGGAAAUUAUAUUUAAACUGAUAUAUAACCCAGGAGAGCUCUUUGCUAUUAAAGAUAAUAAGUACUUAAUACUAGCUAAAAACCUAAGGGAAGUGGAAGGUACUUCAGCAAGGAUUACUGUGCAAGUAAAGAACAGUGAAACUUUUGAAAUGGAGACACAGAACAUCACCAUAUUUAUUAAAAGAGUUGAUAAGUGUGAAGUAAAUGGUAAGAAAUGUGAUGAUAAUGCUCGCUGUGUGAAAUCUGGGAAUUCUACUAAGCAUAUUUGUAGCUGUGAAGUUGGAUUUAUAGGGGAUGGGUAUUUGUGUGAGAACAUUGACUACUGUCAUCAAAAUUCAGCAGCUUGUUUUAAUAAUGGCACUUGUGUGAACAAGAUAGAUGGGUAUGCUUGUCUUUGUGAUGAAGGAUUUGUAGGCAUGCAUUGUGAAAUAGCCACUGUAUCUGAGGAUCUGUGUUCAGCCAUGCCUUGCCAGAAUGGAGGUGUCUGUUCAUUCAUUGAAGGGAAGAGAGCUACCUGCUCCUGUGUACCUGGCUGGGAGGGGGAGCUGUGUGAGAGAAGUGAAGAUGACUGUGUGAAUGCUGUCUGUCUUGGUAAUGGAACUUGUGUGGACAGGUACAGGAACUAUGUCUGUGUGUGUUCUGAGGGCAGGACAGGGGUAUUCUGUGAGUAUCAACCUAGUCUUUGCCAUGACCAAAAGGUAUGUAGUAGGAAAGAUGUGUGUAUACCUAUAGGAAACAGAAAGAAAGUGAUUUGUGCCAAUGAGUCCUGUGUUAUAGACAUCACCAUUGGUACAGGGACUAAAACAGACAUGGCAGAGCUGGAAGCUAGAUUUACGGAGGCAGUUCUCCAACUUAUAAGGCAGACAGAGAGUUUACAGUCAACUAACAGGGGAAAGAGGCAAACAUCAUCAGAUCCAUUUGUCUACAUCAUCAGCAUCACACCAAAACAGGAUGGUCAAUCAUGGGAUGUUAAGUUUGUGGUGUUUGAAAGUGGUGGAGUUGUAAACACUAGAGAGGAUGUGUAUGACAUUCUUAAUCAGGCCUGUUCCUCUAAUGCACCUGAUGAAGAGUUCAACAUGUUGGUUUGUCCAUCAGUCCAGAUGCAUCAUCAACUAAAGGAAAACGGGGAGAAAUUUAUCCUCACUGCAAUAAUAGCUGUCCUUGUAGGACUCGUUGCUGUUUUUGUGUUCAUAUGUGUUUGUGUUUGGAUAAAACGGAGGAGGGGGAGGAAGUCAGAUGAGACCAAGACAGAACAGGGAACCAGUAAAGAUAUGGACUCUUACACAGAAUCCUCAUCACGGAGAUCCAGUGGUUAUGCUUCCAUCUCAAAGAAAUCCACAACAGGCUUAAAGGAUGAAAGUGGUCAAUCCUCAGAACACAGGGCAACAUCUCUGUAACUUCAUGACAUUCCAUAAUAAAACUGGGAUCAGGCCAGGUGUUUAGUUUUCUGUAACAAGACAUUCCAUAAUAAAACAACUGGGAUCAGGUGUUUAGUUUUCUGUAAUGUAACAUGACAUUCCAUAAUAAAACUACUGGGAUCAGGUGUUUAGUUUCUGUAACAUGACAUUCCAUAGUAAAACUACUGGGAUCAGGUGUUUAGUUUUCUGUAAUGUAACAUGACAUUCCAUAAUAAAACUACUGGGAUCAGGUGUUUAGUUUCUGUAACAUGACAUUCCAUAGUAAAACUACUGGGA